UAUCAUCUUGAAUUCCUUAGCUUUCAAUAGAAAGCCUAGCUUUGCUUUCUCAUUUCUCUCACACCACACGUACUACACAACAGAAGAUAUGUCGCACUUAUUCGGAAGGUCCGGUCCUCCGGAUAUCAAAGACACAUUCCCUCUUCUCGUUCUCAACAUCACCUUCCGUCCGAACAUCUGCGACAAUUUGUUUCCCCUAUUCGACAAGUAUGAAAAAGUUGUAGACGUUUUUAUUCCCAGAGAUCGAAGGACUGGAGAUUCGCGUGGCUUUGCAUUUGUUAGAUACAAAUAUGCUGAGGAGGCCCAGAAGCAGUUGAGAAGCUUGAUGGUGAGUUUCUGGUUGUUGAUGGCAGGAGAUAAUGGUCCAGUUUGCCAAGUAUGGUCCAAAUGCUGA
Molecule: messenger RNA, 394 nt
Organism: Impatiens glandulifera
Lineage: Eukaryota; Viridiplantae; Streptophyta; Magnoliopsida; Ericales; Balsaminaceae
Product: serine/arginine-rich splicing factor SC35-like
Exons: 4
Coding region: 89-394 (101 amino acids)
Molecular function (GO): RNA binding
Source: RefSeq, a predicted model, not a curated record